Molecule: messenger RNA, 1732 nt
Organism: Paramecium sonneborni
Lineage: Eukaryota; Ciliophora; Oligohymenophorea; Peniculida; Parameciidae
Source: the annotation of a GenBank genome assembly
AUGUUAGAUAAUCCAAAAAUAUAGUUAGAAACAGACAUUAUUCUUUAAGGGAUAGAAUACGUAAUCAGCAUGUAAGCAAGUGAUCAUUUACUGUAUUAAAUUAUUAUUAUACAUAGUUACAUAGAAUUGGAAUCGAAAUAUGAGCCAUAGAUUUGGAAAAAUACUUAUACAAUUGAUUAUAUUGAAGAACUUACUCGUAAGACAGGAAACCCAAAGAAAUUCAAUAUAUUUCUAUCUAUGCUAUAAACUGCAUUAUAAAAAACAAAUGAAAAUGUAUUUUAUAUAUUCUAAAUAGGUAUUAUUUGAAAUUUUGACAUAUCAAGAUCUUGAGAAUUUGAAAUAAUAAAAAUAAUCUGAUUAGAGUAAUAUAUCUAGAACAUCAUCAACAAAUUAAAAAGUGAAUAAGAGAUAUUUGAUUUUGUCAUAUUAAACUGAUUUUGAAAAGAUUCAUUAUCCAUUAGCCUUAAAUUAUGAGGAAUAAAUAGAAAACUCUAGAUUAAUGACAAAGAUAUAGAAUUUAAAAACAGAACUUUUUGAUUACAAAUUAUAAAAAUUGAAUGAUGGAGAAUUUUAGGCUUCAAAUUCAUUUUCUAAAAGUAAGAGAGAUAUUUAAACACCUGAUUCAUUAGUGAAUUAGAAUGAAUUAUUAAAAGCAAAAGUGAAGAGAUUAGAGGAAGCUUUAACAUAGAAGAAAGGGGCAGUAGAAGUAGAUUAAUUAGUAAGGGAUAAUGAAGAUUUAUAAAAUAUGUUAAAUACAAAUAGAUUAUUAUAUGAAGAUAAAAUAUAGAAGUUAGAAUAAUAAUUGAAUUAAAAAAGUACAGAGAUAGUAAUGUAGAUGGCAGAAGUACAUAUAAAGUUAAUAAAGAUUAGAUAAAUGCUUUUAAGAAGGAGUUGACUAAUUUGAUAGGAAAAGUAGAUAUGGAUACUAGAAUAAAGGAACAUAUAAGAUUGAUGAACGAAGAAGAGGAAAGCAAAUUGGUGAAGGCAUAAAAGAUAAUAUAAAAAUAUGAAAAAGAAGUUGAAGGACUGAAUUAGUAUGUAAUUGAUAAAAUCAUAGAUAAAUAGAUUCAUUAAAGAAAUAAGACGUAGUGUAGAAGAGGAGAAUAAAUCAAUUAGAAACAGAAUUAUCUUAAUCAAUGAAAAAGUUUAGUUAUAAAGGUGUAACUGAUAGACUUUAUUCUCCAUAUAGUAACCAUUCAAAUGGAAGUAGGAAAUCAAAUUAUUCAGUUCCAAAUAGAUUGAACUCAAAUAAUUCAUCUGGAAAUGCUUCACCAAAUGUAAGAUAGGCAUCUCCAGCAUUAAGUAAGAAUUCACGUAGUUCUACUUAAAAUUCAGUAAAUUUAAAUAAUUAAAUUAGGCUGCUUAUUAGAAACCGAAGUUUUAUAAUACUUCUCCUAUGAAUAAAUAACCAAUUUAAAAGAAACCUUCUCCAUCUAGAACAUAAUAAUAUACAAAACCAAUACAAAAUAAGGCAUCUCCUAUAAAUUAAUAGAAGCCAUCACCAGGAAGAAAUAAUAUAUUUAAAUAGCCUUCUCCACCUAGAUAAAAUUAUUAAUAACAUAAACCUCCAUAAUAAUAAUAAUAGGUAAAAUAAAGAACAAAUCAAUCUGCCAAUAAUUAUAAACAACCUAUUAAAUAGGUUCAUUAAUAUGAAAGAAAAUCAGGAAAUGUAACAGAUCUAGAUAAUAAAAUAAAUAAUUUAAAAAAUAUAUUAUAAAGAGCAAAAAGAUGA